This is a messenger RNA of Armigeres subalbatus, 1370 nucleotides long. RefSeq lists its product as uncharacterized. NCBI's taxonomy places the organism in Eukaryota, Metazoa, Arthropoda, Insecta, Diptera, Culicidae. The record is from RefSeq and is a predicted model, not a curated record. The transcript has 2 exons. Bases 121 to 1245 code for a protein of 374 amino acids.
CUACCCUCUGAUUGACAGUCUUUCUACGACAACUACCUCUUGCGACGCUUGAGACCUAACCUCCUCUGUGCAAGAGCAACUAAUCACGUGGCCCCACGGAAAAGGAAAUCAGUCUUCACAAUGCUUUUUUCUCAAGAAGAGGUCGUCGAAUGUUCGCAAAAACCAUCGCGUGGAUCCAAAAGUGGAGCCGGACGAAAACGAUUCCGCAAUAGCGUAACCCAACGGCAAACGCGAUCGUCGAAAGCCAACGCGUUGCAGCAUCGCUCCGGAAGUGGUACCGCGGAAGCCUGUGAAAUUCCAGAAAGUGCAACUGAAAACAGUGCCGCAAACCUUUCUGGUAGUCUAUUUUCUGGCCAGCAAGACCUGCUGAAACAGUAUGAAGCGCACGACGAUCAAAUACGGAAACGGGAUGAAGUUCUGGAGCAAGUGCUAGAACAAUCCCGAAAGGCAUACGAACAGUUAAAGCUGCAGACCCAGUCGGCAAGUUUAUUCAGUGCCGAAGAUGGCACUUUAGGACGGAAAGAAGUCGGGUUGAACACCGAUCUGGUUGAGAAAGGAGAAAUUGCUAUUCAAACUACACCGAUUAAAAAAGAUUCUCGAAAUUUCGGAGCUCAAAUUGGGUCUGAAAAAGCUGCGCAAAAGGAUAUUGCGGUCCAGUUCCCACCGAAUAGUGUCGAUAAACGAACGACUAGGGAUGCAGAGGUUCAAUCAUCGUCUCCCGGAUUUGAAAAGAAACGGAUAAAGACGGCAGAUUCUGCGGUGAAUACGACCUUUGUCCUACAGGAAGAUGCCACGGUGCAGACAAACCCAGUGGAGCAAAGAAAUGUCGGUGUGCAGAAGUACCACAGCACCCGUGUUCGGGAGAUAGGCAAUCAAACUUCCCCGGGACGGGAUCAGCUGAAUCGCUCCGUUGGGAAAAGGAACGUGUGCGUUCAGCAACGUUCUUCAGGAAUGUUGGAGUUGAAUCGUGAAGCGGCUUUGGUGUUGGGUAUUGAGCUAAAGUGCGACCCCACUCGUCUGCAGCGCUCGCUGCUGCGAGUGGCUGCCAGACAAUGCAGUACUAAGGACGCGGACGGGAACGAAACCGGGGAACAGCAGGUGGAAUUCACAGAUGAAGAUCCGUACUGGGCCAACUAUGGCCACUUUAUGGAUGAUGUGGUUGACGAUGGCGCAACGGCCAGCGAUUCGGGACUGGGUGAAAUCGAACCCCAGAUGAGCUGCUGCAUUGAAGAAUCCAUCGGUUGAGUGGCUACAUUCGAAUAAUAAGAAUCUGUUUUCAUCAAUGUUCAAUUAUUACUUUAUGCUCAUGUUCAAUGUAAAAAUUAUUACAUUAUGCUAAACUUCACACAUUAAAUAGCUUAAAAUCUAAA